Ostreococcus tauri is the source of this 582-nucleotide messenger RNA. Its product is annotated as Ribosomal protein L13. Bases 1 to 582 code for a protein of 193 amino acids. The record is from RefSeq and is a predicted model, not a curated record. Gene Ontology annotation, biological process: negative regulation of translation; translation. Lineage: Eukaryota; Viridiplantae; Chlorophyta; Mamiellophyceae; Mamiellales; Bathycoccaceae. The transcript has a single exon. Gene Ontology annotation, molecular function: structural constituent of ribosome; mRNA binding. Gene Ontology annotation, cellular component: ribosome; mitochondrial large ribosomal subunit.
AUGUCGUCGACGGUGAAGAAUGUCAAGAAUCUCGCCGGCGCGCGGUAUCGCCUCGUCGACGCCUCGGGCGAGGUUCUCGGGCGCUUGGCCUCGCGGCUGGCGAUGGCGAUUCAGGGGAAGGAUAAGCCGACGUACACGCCCGGUUCGGGGAGCGGAGACGUCGUCGUCGUCGUGAACGCGGCCGAGGUGGCGCUCACGGGGAAAAAGAUGGAGAAGAAGCUGUAUCACCGGCACACCGGAUACGUCGGGGGGUUGGUGACGCGCACGGCGCGGGAGAUGUUCGAUAGGGACCCAACGUUCGCGUUGAGGAAGGCGGUGGAACGGAUGUUGCCGAGAAACGUGCGGAGUAAGGAGACGAUGCGGAAGCUGCGGGUGUUUCCAGGGGCGGAGCACGCGUUUGACGAGUCGCGGUUGGUGCGCCUGGAGGCGCCGCCGAGGGCGCUGAGUAAACCACCCGACGCGCGAGCGCCGGAGGGGAUGAUUGCGUUUAACCCGGAGGCGUAUGCGAAGAAGGCGGCGCUGGCAAAGCGGAGCGAAGAGGCGAGGGCGACUUUUGCGAGACGCGCGGCGCGCGAGAGUUGA